AUGGAGCAACUAUUCGACCGCACACUCGAGCCCAUAGAAGAUAGGCUAUAUCGGGUCGAAGCAUGGGGACAACGUGAAGGAACCCCCGAAUAUGCAAGGCGAGGGCAAGGGUAUCCCAUACAACGCCAAGAAGAUCCUGAUGAGUCAAGUGAAGAAGAAAGAUAUUAUUCUCCUGUUCGAGGCAAGAACGACCCUGAAGCGUAUUUGGAGUGGGAGAAGAAAAUAGAGCUCGUCUUCAAGUGUCACAAUUACUCGGAGAGAAAAAAGGUGAAGCUCGCCAUAAUAGAGUUUUCUGAUUAUGCAAUCGUGUGGUGGCAUCAACUCUUAACAAGCCGUAGGAGGAACGGAGAAAGGCCUAUUUCAACUUGGGCUAAAAUGAAGGUUGUCAUGCGGGAACGUUUCAUCCCUUCAUAUUACCACCGAGCGGCUACAAAAUCUAACUCAAGGCAACCGAAGCAUCGAAUAUUAUUACAAAUAAAUAGUGGUUGCAAUGAUAUGAGCCGAUGUGAAAGAAGAUCGUAA
This is a messenger RNA of Gossypium arboreum, 522 nucleotides long. RefSeq lists its product as uncharacterized. The coding region runs from base 1 to 522 and encodes 173 amino acids. Lineage: Eukaryota; Viridiplantae; Streptophyta; Magnoliopsida; Malvales; Malvaceae. The transcript is spliced from 2 exons. The record is from RefSeq and is a predicted model, not a curated record.